Messenger RNA from Salvelinus namaycush (lake trout), 2364 nucleotides. RefSeq names its product KN motif and ankyrin repeat domain-containing protein 4-like. The record is from RefSeq and is a predicted model, not a curated record. Bases 1 to 2364 code for a protein of 787 amino acids. Gene Ontology annotation, biological process: negative regulation of actin filament polymerization. Gene Ontology annotation, cellular component: cytoskeleton; cytoplasm. Lineage: Eukaryota; Metazoa; Chordata; Actinopteri; Salmoniformes; Salmonidae. The transcript has 8 exons. Gene Ontology annotation, molecular function: protein binding.
AUGACGGACAAACAAAAUGGAAAUGGGCCCAAAGCCCCAGAGAAUAGGGUGAAGGGGAAGCCUCCUCCGUACUCGGUGGAGACGCCCUAUGGCUUCCGCCUGGACCUGGACUUCCUCAAGUACGUGGACGACAUCGAGAAGGGCCACACCAUAAAGAGAGUCCCCAUCCAGCGCCGGAGCAGGGGGCAGAGGCCCAGCACUCUCCCCAGGAACCUCAACCUCUCUGGGCAUGGCUACCAGUCUAGCCCCUGGGGCUCCACUGGAGCUCUGGCCUCCAGGUCUCGCCUCCCCGACCCCCACCAAGGCUAUGGCUCUUGGGCUUAUGAUGGCAGAUCGCCAGCCUCCCCUGGAGGAUACAAGUCUGUGGCAGAGAUGGAAGCCAGUAUCAGGGCCUUUGAUGAGCAGCCCUUGGGGGAGCACAUCAGGCCCAAUCUCCUGCGGGCCUCCAGCCUGCCUCUUACCGUCCUGCUAAGGAAAGGUUCAGAGUCAACUGAGGACCCGGCCAGUCUCCGAAGCUCCAGAGACCGUCUCGGAGGAAGGGACACUUCCACGGAAGACAUCCUCUACUCCCUGGACCGCUUGUCCAACUGUCCGUCCAAACAGGAUUUUUCUGGAACCCUCCGCCGCCUCAAUGAAGCCCUGGAGCACAUGGGCAAGCUGGAGGAGGAGGUCCGUGUCAUCCCAGAGCUCAAGGCACAGAUCUACAUCCUGCAGGAGGAGAGGGAGAUGCUCCGUCUUGGACUGAACCCCAAACCCGCAUCCCGAACCUUCUCCAACAGGGCCAAAGACCACUCUUACGUGACCUCUGACCUCAAAAGACCCAGGAAAGAGAGUAAUCUCUUCCUCGCCAACAAUGACAUCACCGAUGAUGACUCUAACCAGACACACGAGUGGAGGACAAGCACAGACCUGGAUGAGCUUCUCACAGUGACGUCUCUGCAGGCCAAAGUGGCCAUGCUGGAGCAGAGGCUUCAUGAGAGCAGCCUGGACCUCCAGAAGGCUACCGUGCUACUGAGAGAACAGCAGGAGGAGGGCCGGAGGAACGAUGAGAGGAUGUGCCAGCUGAUCAGGAACACUGGGGACUGGGGGAGAGCAGAAAGAGUCCCUGUGGAGCAAGAUGAAAAACAGACUGAGAAUUCUUCUAGAGAACCAGGCCUAGCAGUACCCAUGGAGCACAUGCCCCAGGAGGAAGCCCCCCCAGGGAGCAUGGAUCAAGCUGUGGCAGCCCUCCACAUAAGGAGGAUCCAGUGUCUCCUGGAACAGCAGUGGGAGUGUCUGUGUGGGGGGACAGCACCAGAGGGGGGCAAGGCCCUGGAGCACCCAGACCCCAAGGUCAAUUCACUACAGGAGGAGAUGAUGAGUCUGGUUCAUACUCUUUCCUCCUACUACAACCAUGGAUCCAGUGACGGAGAGGUUUCUCAAGGAGUCCCAAAAUCCACCAUGAAGAGAAAUGGGAGUGCUCGGAUGUCAAAGAACCUCCACUUUGUUGGUGUGAACGGAGGCUUUGAAACAACACCAAAUGAGGAUCUGGACCGUAAGAGCCAUGCAAAGGAGGACAUGUCAGCCCUACAGCAACAACCAGAAGGACAACUCCCCCCUGGGGAGAUGGCAGAGAAACGUGCAGACCAUGGGGGUUCCAACCACGGAGACCAGAAAGAGGGAGACCCAAGCCCAGGUCAAGAGAUGAUGGAAGGAACCGAUCCGAUGGACCAGACUACUCAAACUGCAGAACCAGACGAACAGACAGAUAGUGGUGGGGAUGUGGAAGCUGCAGAACCAGAGGAACAUAACAAGACAGACACAACACCAGAGGAACCCAUGGAAGCAGAACCAGAUCCAAACACAGAUCCCAAACAAGACAGGGAGGAUGUAGAAGGGGAGUUCAUAGCAGCAUGUCAUUUCGUCAACGAUCACAUGGAUAACAUGGAUAACCCCAAUGAUGACAUGAGGCGUGGCCUGGUGGUGCUGUUCCAGCAUUGGUUCCGGGUGGCGGCUGAGGAGGACUCUCUGGCCAAUACGGUGUCUGUGUACCUCAGAGAGGUGAGGACGGCCACGCCGUCGCUCCUCCCCUUCUUAGUUAACAUGGCAGAUGACAACGGCAACACAGUGCUGCACUACAGCGUGUCUCACACCAACUACCCCAUUGUCAGCCUGCUACUGGACACAGGUGUUUGUGAGGUGGACCUUCAGAACAAGGCGGGGUACACAGCGGUGAUGCUGGCGUCCCUGACGGCCCCGGACAGCUCUGGGGACAUGGAGGUGGUCGGCAGGCUCAUGGAGCUGGGGGACGUCAAUGCUCAAGCCAGCCAGGUCACUGUCACUGCCUCUGUAGACACCAAAUACACACCUCGUACUUCAUCCUAA